AUGGCGCUCUUUGGGAUGGUUUGGCUCCUCAAGGUACGCAAGCACCUACGACACUGUGCUCACUGCAGGGCCCACCUCAGGACCUGUGCCCAUUGCCGGGCGAGGCCCUCGCCUUCCCUGCCGUCCAUUAUCAACUCGAGGGAUUCCACCAAGGAAUCCUGCGCUCAGGACACAGCCUCACAGACGUCACCACCAGAACACGAGCGAGGUAGGAUUACGCUGGACCUGGUGGCGCACAGGCCGCCCAGAGAAGACGACAGCGACGAAGAGGCCGCGGACAGCAGCGGGGCAGGUUGCAGCGCGGACGGUGACAGUGGUGGGCACGACACGGGCGAAAGGACCGCGGGAGAUCCUCCUGGAGUUACAGAUGGCAAUGAAAGCGAGGCCCAGUAUCUCCCGUUCGCCGGCCGGGUGUCCCCCUCCUUGCCUGCCCCCCCUCCGCCACCUCCCCGCAGCCCCGCCCCCCCGCGAGACGUCUCCAGGUCGCCCCGCCGCCUUGCCGAGCCAGCCGUCAGCGUGGCGCAGCAGCCGUGCGAGAGCGCUGCCGGCUCGCUGGCCAGCCGCGUCUGCAGCAUGUACGAUCACGAGGACCCGAGGAGGGACUUGGCCAAGGAGCGGCGGCGGUCGUUCGGUUCCACCAAGCGGCGGAGUCUGCCCUCCGCGGAGGACCUGGAGGUGAAGAUAGACGCCCCGAUCAAGACGGCCACUUUGCCACGCCAGGCCUCCACGGGGGGCGGGUCCCGCUUUUGCUAUAACCCAGGACAUACCCACCCUUACGCAUGCACAUCCCUCACCACCUCCACGCCACAUCUGUCUCACCUGUCUCGCAGCAGCCAUAACAACACUGCCACCACCCCCUCCACUCAGCACACGUGGGACCCCUCCCUCCCGGGCACCCCCCUCCCCUUCCCACACCAUCACACGUCACCACAGCCGCCCUACCAGCCUCAUACGCCGCAGCCGGCCCACAGCGUAGCCUCGGCCCACGCCCCCUCUCGGGAGCCUCCCCAAGUGACACUGGACCCUCGCUGCCUGCCGACUGAGCCACCGGAAGGAGCGUACGGCGGCUCGGAUUCGAGUCGCAGCUCGCACAGUGGCUCUCGCAGCUCGUACAGCGACCACAGUUUGCCUCCUCCGCUCAAGUUCUCGGAAGGCGCAAUUCACUUCAUGCCGACCCCCGCCGCGCCUCCUCUCCUUGCUGAUGCUCAGUACCAGCCCCCACAAGGGAGGAGCUGGUGGCCCCAGGGAGACGGCGGAGGCAGACGCUCGUGGGACGCGCCGCCCGUGCCAGACCAUAACGUGCACUUCCGAGAUGGCGUUUGGUCCAUCCCAACCAGUUCGACUGUUACGACAUUUCUCGGAGCUGACUAUCCCCGCUACGACCCCACGACUGUGCCGGGUCGCGAUCGCCGUUCUUUCGGUCAGCAGGAAACACAGAGCUCCCCCCACGCGGGUCAAGGCACGCUACCUCGAGCCCGCAGCCACUCCAGGGGCCAUCGCUCCCCUGGGCGCAGCGGCCGCAGUCACUCCCGUAGCCCCAGCAGACAUCGAGGAAGAGUUGAUCUGCUAGAGGCGUGCGAAGCUGACUACGGCGGCCCAGGAGGAUGGGGCGCUGCCGAAGGGGUGGCGGGGGAAAGGGCGCUCGGCGUGAGAGCGACGUGGGAGAGAGAGACCAGAGUGUCUGGAGAAUCUCUGCCUCCUCCGCCCGCGGAAUGGUCGAGCGCGAGUCCCAAGGCGGGGUUCUGCGCGCUGCACGGCUACUCCAAACCCAAAGGUAAGCUUUCCGUCCAGAGGUGA
This is a messenger RNA of Penaeus chinensis, 1797 nucleotides long. Its product is annotated as serine/arginine repetitive matrix protein 2-like. Bases 1 to 1797 code for a protein of 598 amino acids. The transcript has 2 exons. The record is from RefSeq and is a predicted model, not a curated record. NCBI's taxonomy places the organism in Eukaryota, Metazoa, Arthropoda, Malacostraca, Decapoda, Penaeidae.